GCCUGUGCCUGUAUCCGUUGAUGCAAUAUUUAAUCGAGAAAACUUAUGUUGCGUUGAGUUUUAUCACGUCAGCAUGUAGCUACACCUACAUGAACACUAUGCACACAACCCAGCCACUGCCCACUGCAUGGGGAACCUGUGGAGACCUGGUCAUGCAAGUGAGAAGGGUUGCCGUGCUGUGAUUCGUACAUGCAGUACAAUGAAAUAUUACGAUAUGCUAAGUUGUGCCUCCGUUGUAUAAUGGUCAGCACACCUAACUACGCUUCCGGGUUGAUCGAUAAAUGGAUACCUCGGGAAAUCUGGGGAAGGUAAACUGUGGUUACCCGGGUAUCACACCUGCCCUGUGUCCGGGCCAAUAUCACGGAGAUUAGCACCGAGGCCAUGCUCAGCUUUAACGUAUGUCCUGUGCCCCUAACGUUACCUUCAUAAGCUUGGGGCAUACGCUACAGCAGCGCGUGGCCUCUAUGUUCAUCUCCGUGAUUUUGGCCCUUGAGUUUGUGAUGGGAAAUAGCCCAUUAUCCGGGACACAGGGCAGGUGUGACUACCGGGCUGUCACAUUACUUCCCCCAGGCUUCUCCAGGUACUCAAUUAUCGACCAGCUCGAAGGGGAGGAUGAACAGCUGGGUGGGCUGCACGCCGUCUGCCCGGGCCAAGAUUCGAACCCGAGCCCGCGAGCUCGUAGCUAGGCAUGCUAACAACUUCAUCACGGACGCGCAUAAUAUGAAAUAUAUAAUAUAGUGAUGGCCUAAAAUUACUGAUAACCACUGAUGAAUAAGUCAAUAUGAUACAAAUAUACAAACUGAUACAAAUGUACUAAAUGAUAUAUAUAUAUAUAUAUAUAUAUAUAUAUAUAUAUAUAUAUAUAUAUAUAUAUAUAUAUAUAUAUAUAUAUACUAACAAUGAUACAAGUAUACUAAAUUAUAUAAUAAUACUAGCAAUGAUACAAAUAUAAUAAAUUAUAUAAAUACACUAACAAUGAUACAAAUUUACUAAAUUAUAUAAAUAUACUAUAACAAUGAUACAAAUUUACUAAAUUAUAUAAAUAUACUAUAACAAUGAUACAAAUUUACUAAAUUAUAUAAAUAUACUAUAACAAUGAUACAAGUACACUAAAUUAUAUAAAUAUGCUAGCAAUGAUACAAAUAUACUAACACUGAUACAAAUAUACUAACACUGAUACAAAUAUACUAACAAUGAUACAAAUAUACUAACAAUGAUACAAAUAUACUAACACUGAUACAAAUAUACUAACAAUGAUACAAAUAUACUAACACUGAUACAAAUAUACUAACAAUGAUACAAAUAUACUAACAAUGAUACAAAUAUACUAACACUGAUACAAAUAUACUAACACUGAUACAAAUAUACUAACAAUGAUACAAAUAUACUAACAAUGAUACAAAUAUACUAACAAUGAUACAAAUAUACUAACAAUGAUACAAAUAUACUAACACUGAUACAGAUAUACUAACAAUGAUACAAAUAUACUAACAAUGAUACAAAUAUACUAACACUGAUACAGAUAUACUAACAAUGAUACAAAUAUACUAACAAUGAUACAGAUAUACUAACAAUGAUACAAAUAUACUAACACUGAUACAAAUAUACUAACAAUGAUACAAAUAUACUAACAAUGAUACAAAUAUACUAACAAUGAUACAAAUAUACUAACAAUGAUACAAAUAUACUAACAAUGAUACAAAUAUACUAACAAUGAUACAAAUAUACUAACAAUGAUACAAAUAUACUAACAAUGAUACAAAUAUACUAACAAUGAUACAAAUAUACUAACAAUGAUACAGAUAUACUAACACUGAUACAGAUAUACUAACAAUGAUACAAAUAUACUAACAAUGAUACAAAUAUACUAACAAUGAUACAAAUAUACUAACACUGAUACAAAUAUACUAACAAUGAUACAAAUAUACUAACAAUGAUACAAAUAUACUAACAAUGAUACAAAUAUACUAACACUGAUACAAUUAUACUAACAAUGAUACAAAUAUAGUAACACUGAUACAAAUAUACUAACAAUGAUACAAGUAUACUAACAAUGAUAUAGAUAUACUAACACUGAUACAGAUAUACUAAGUGAUAUAAAUAUACUAUACUACAAAUAUAAUAACAAUGUUAUAAAUAGGCUACACUUUGACUUUUUUUUAAUGAUUGCUCCCUCCCUGUACAAGGGAGGGGAGCACGGGCUAUUGCCAAAGGCCGACAGACCGCCUCUAUCAGCGAUCUAUCUAUCUAUCCGAAGCCGGCCCGUUAAGAGGGAAAAGAUUGCUCCCUCCCUGCACGGUCUGUCGACGAGGACUGGCGUGUCUCUGCUUUGACAUGUUUUUUUUUUAAGAUUUAUCCCCUUGUAUCACUAGGGGAACGGGCCUUUGUCCGAAGACGGCCCGUUAAGAGGAAAAAGAUCGCUCCCCCCUGCACGAGGGAGCACGGGCCGAAGCCAAAGGCUUAGGCCGACAGACCGACAGACAGGACAGGAUGCCGACAGACCGACUCUAUCGGCGAUCGAAAUCUAGCCGACCAAGUCGGUCUGUCGACGAGGACUGGCGUGUCUGCUUUGACAUUAAUAUCAUAUUAAUAUAAUAUGGUAUAAAUAUAAUAACACUGAUGUAAAUAUACUAUAUAUGAUAUAAAUACCAUAUAGCACAUGAUAUGAAUGUAACAACAAUGAUGUAAGUAUACCACGAAAUAAAUAUCGUGAUAUCGAUAUAAUAUUGUGACGGCCCAGAUUUACUGACAACUGCUGAUGAAUAAAUCAUUCUCAGGAGCUGUUAGGUGUGGGCCGUCUGGGUCCUUGUAUUCUUAUAUUCAUGUGUAUGAUGCGCUUUUUCCAAAGCAGCUUUUCAGCUAUAUAGCCUACGAUGAUUUUACUGAAUUCAAAAGGAAAUAAUUUCACUUUCUCGAUAAACCAGUCCUAUCUUUCUGUUGUCAAUCUAUCUGACCAUGACCUGAGCACGCGACAGACUCGCGAUCACCAACCACUAUACCCUCUACGGAUGAGUCUGGAGCUCGAGUGAAUGACUAACUUUAUUUCUAUGGUGAUGUAGUUCGGGACUCUGUGAUAUUAAUGGUGACCACUGUUUUUUAUUCCUCAUAUCUGUCUAUCUAUAAUGCAAAAUACAGUAGUUGUCGUACUAGUGGAUAUAGGAGGUAUAUAGGUUAUGGAAGUAAUGGUUGUAGGGUAAGGAAUUAGAAGAGACAUCAAGAGAAAGAGGAGGAAGAGGAGAAGGCAAAGAAGAAAGAGGAGGACAAGAGAAAAUAUAAAAAGGAAGAACUACAGUAUUUUGCAUUAUAGAUAGACAGAUAUGAGGAAUAGAAAAACAGUGGUCACCAUUAAUAUCACAGAGUCCCGAACUAUACCACCGUAACAAUAAAGUUUGUCAUUCACGCAAAAUAGUUUAACAACGUAUUUCGCCAUUCCCACAAUAGUUUGACACAAGAUCUUGGUUUGACAUAACUGCAGAUUAGAUUUUCGUUCGCCUCGUAUUUUUCAAUUAUCCUCCGCUUAUGCGAACAGGCGGGCGGACGACAACGACGAGGCAUUGUUCUGCAAGGAAAAAUUAUACAUAUACUGUUCUGAAGGUGGCUACAGGCCUUACAACGUACAGUACACUUGCCAUGGGGGCAGGGGAUGUAGAGGGUGAGGGGUGUCACAUUAAUGGUGUUUGUUGUUGUAACAUUUGUAGUAUUGACUCUACUUUUCUGCCGCAGUGUCGUUAGGAUUGUAAUUUGUCCAACUAUUUUGCGCUUGUCUAACAUACUGCUAUACUGCUGUACUAUUUUAUGCAUUUGUUUCGAACAAUUUCCAAUUGUUUCAGCGCUUUGAGCUUUGUCAUAAACCACCGAUUAGCUGUCUGACUAUAAGUCAAAAUACUGUACCUCCACCAUAAUUAUUAAAAGCCUACUACAUCUACUGACACCAACACCAUCACCACCCUAUCCUACUCCAUCACACACACACACACACACACACACACACACACACACACUUCCUGGUGUAAUGUUUACCUUUCUGUUCAAGUUGUAAAGGUGCCUGCCAGACGUGACCUGUGCUGAGGGUGGAGCACAAACACAACUGGUAAAAGACUCCAGAUUUCAGAGAUGCCAAGUCUCGCAGGCGCACUAUAAUGUUAAAUUCGCUCAAAUUUUCUGCCAAACUGGGCAUUUCAAUGACAGACACAAGCACUGAACACCCUCUUCUCCGUCUUUGGCCUUUGUUAACCAUGGAAUCUCCCAUUCCCAUAAUAUAUUCUAAUACUUUCCUCCCGAAUCAUAGUGUCCUUUCCACUAUACAUCCUGUUGAUUCACUUCCACGGCAGAGUGAGCGUAUCAGACUAUCUUCAAAACCGAGGGUGAGGCGAAGACAGCACCCAGGCACAGCGACCAACUGACGGCUUGGCCCGCCGAGAUCCCACGGCCAAGGAUACACUGCAGGCCAGCGUCUCGCACCAUUCUGUUCCAUCCCGAACGCGCCACCCGUACCCAUAGUUACGUGACUAGGGCAUGUGUAUAAUGCCAUUUUACUGCCAAAAAUGGUUAGAUUUGGCAGUGAAAAAUACCAGAUGGCAACCCUGCCAGGUUAGGGCACUCCUCGGAAGGACAGCUACGGCAGCUGGAGACAGCCGAAGGAGGACUGCAAGGUGGUGUUGGCCCCCCUUCCUUCCGGGUAGAUGGGAGCAGACGGCGGCCUCGGGUCCGACCCACAACACGGGCGGUGUAGGACACCUCGGCCCGUUCCCGAUCCGAGGCAACGGCGGGAUGGGAAACGGUCCACUUCUCCGCCAACUCCUCGAAGUGCCAAUUAAGCCACACGGGUCACCGGCGAGUUCUUCCCUAUAGAUAAUUCAACAAUUACCGGAAGCACAGCGUCCUACAACUGUCCGUGCGUGAAAAGCCAACAAAGGAAGGUGGCAGGCGGCCGCGACUCUGCAUGAUGAGGUGCACAUCAGUUCUAUCAGCGUGGGCGGCGGGGGUGUGGGGGUGCCUCUGGGCCUGGGUGAGCACGGGCGUGGACGGGCAGGUGCCAGGGCAAUUAUACUCCUCCCUGGCUCGCAUGGAAGUCUUGUUUGACUUCGACGAGCAUCUCGGCGAGCUGCUGCUUCAGCUUCCCGAACACCUGCCCGCUGCCAACAGGUACCUAGAGACGUACACAAACCUCCAGAGGGACAGCAGCCUCUCGAGGGAGGUGCGCGGCCACCCCCUGCACGUGUACCUGCUGCUCAAGAGGCUGGUACUCUUCUGGCACCACAUCUCCCCGGCGCUGCAGACCUACACCAGCCUCGAAGGUCCGUGCCGGAAUCUCAACUCAGAAUGUGACCACUGGGCCAUGAGGGGAAACUGUCUCCACUACCGAAUCUACAUGUUGCAGAACUGUGCCCCGGCGUGUGGUUCAUGUCCUCUCCCAGGACUAAAAGAGCGGGCGGCGAGGAUGCUGAAAAAGGCUGGCGAGAUGGUGAUGCCCUCUGAGGACGACCUUCGGGGUGCUGCCAACUCCCUCGCUCGUCUCCAAAUCACGUACCGUAUCCCCAUCGGCAGCUUCAUGGCCGGCCGCAUACAGGACACCCCGAGCUCUGCAAGGCUUACCGUGGAGGAUUGUGUGCAGGUGGCGGCGGCAGCUCACCACUUCAAGAUAUACGGCAACGCUUGGCUGUGGUACGACUACUGCCAAGCUGCGGCCCACACGAACCCACGUCUGCAAGAGGAGAUUAUACUACGCAGAGAUGAGUUGGAAGAGGAGCACGACAUGAAGUUCGUUUAUGGCGACGUGGCGUUCCUCCCGCACCGCCUCAACGAAUCAAAGUCUCAGAAGCCGUGGGAUACCGAGUUCAGCCAGUUGUGUCGCGGCGCCUACCCUGAGGAUGGCAAGGAGCGGCGAUCUCUUCAGUGUUACUUCAACAACCGCGGCUCCCCCUUCCUGAUGCUGCAGCCGGUGCGUUACGAGCAGCUGCACCACGACCCGGAGCUCUACCUCUUCUACGACGUCAUCUCCGAGGCUGAAAUCAAGAUCGUUAAGGACAUCGCCAGACACCGGCUCAAGCGAUCCACGAUGAUUGACCAGCAGACGUCCAUCGUGACGGAGGAGCGCGUCUCCCACACAGCGUGGCUCAAGAAUGGAUCCCACCCCGCCCUGGAGAGGAUAGGCCGCAGGGUCUCCUACAUCACGCAGCUCCACGCUUUUGAAGACACGGCGGGGAUUCCAUCAGCGGAUGACCUACAGGUUCUAAACUAUGGCCUUGGAGGGUUUUAUGCUGCCCACAACGACGUCUUUUUCAAAGACUUGCCCGAAGAGCAGUGGUCUAACAAGGUCGACAAGUACCCGUCGGGGGACCGUCUUGCCACUUGGAUGUUCUAUCUAAAUGACGUCACUGCUGGGGGCAACACGGCGUUCCCUUUGGCCGGAGUUGCUGCCCCCGCGGUGAAGGGCGCUGCCGCUUUUUGGUUCAAUGUUAAGAAGAACGGAAAGUUUAACACGAGGUCCCGGCACGGUGGCUGCCCCGUGCUCCUGGGACAAAAAUGGGUGGCCAACCGAUGGAUCUACGAGCACGCCAACUUUCUGCGGCGUCCGUGCAGCAAGGACUCGACGGAAUGACUAUCGUGGGACCCACACUUAGCACUUCUUCCAGGGAGUUCUGGGGACAGCUCUCAAAGGCGUCUCGGUGCGCACAUAGCUGUACUGGAGAGCAGCAGUGCAGGGUGUUUUAUGCAAAUGUAACGAAAUGUACAGGCUAAGAUAAUAAAAACUCAAAUACUUUAA
Messenger RNA from Eriocheir sinensis (Chinese mitten crab), 6766 nucleotides. RefSeq names its product prolyl 4-hydroxylase subunit alpha-1-like. NCBI's taxonomy places the organism in Eukaryota, Metazoa, Arthropoda, Malacostraca, Decapoda, Varunidae. The transcript has 15 exons. The record is from RefSeq and is a predicted model, not a curated record. Gene Ontology annotation, biological process: peptidyl-proline hydroxylation to 4-hydroxy-L-proline. Gene Ontology annotation, molecular function: iron ion binding; L-ascorbic acid binding; procollagen-proline 4-dioxygenase activity. Gene Ontology annotation, cellular component: endoplasmic reticulum. Bases 4943 to 6601 code for a protein of 552 amino acids.